Notothenia coriiceps (black rockcod) is the source of this 456-nucleotide messenger RNA. Its product is annotated as blue-sensitive opsin-like. The record is from RefSeq and is a predicted model, not a curated record. Gene Ontology annotation, molecular function: G protein-coupled receptor activity. The transcript is spliced from 2 exons. Gene Ontology annotation, cellular component: membrane. NCBI's taxonomy places the organism in Eukaryota, Metazoa, Chordata, Actinopteri, Perciformes, Nototheniidae. Gene Ontology annotation, biological process: G protein-coupled receptor signaling pathway. The annotation marks the transcript as partial.
AUGGCGCUACCAGAAGACUUCUGGAUACCUGUUCCCCUGGACACCAACAACCUCACGGCAUUGAGUCCUUUCCUGGUUCCACAGGACCACCUGGGGGACUUGUCCCUCUUCUAUGGCAUGGCAGGAUUCAUGUUCUUCAUAUUUAUUUUUGGCACUGCCAUUAACGUCCUCACCAUUGCCACCACUAUCCAAUACAAGAAGCUCCGGUCCCACCUUAACUACAUCCUGGUGAACUUGGCCGUGGCAAACCUCCUCGUGGCCUGCGCGGGCUCCUUCACUGCGUUCGUCUCAUUUGCAGCCAGAUAUUUCGUCUUUGGAACACUAGGAUGCAAGGUUGAAGGUUUUUUGGCAACGCUUGGAGGUAUGGUGAGCCUGUGGUCUCUCGCUGUGGUAGCGCUUGAAAGAUGGCUGGUCAUCUGCAAGCCACUUGGUCAGUUUAUUUUCCAGCCUGGCCAU